Anopheles maculipalpis is the source of this 1474-nucleotide messenger RNA. RefSeq names its product probable hydroxyacid-oxoacid transhydrogenase, mitochondrial (gene T3dh). The record is from RefSeq and is a predicted model, not a curated record. Bases 83 to 1474 code for a protein of 463 amino acids. Gene Ontology annotation, cellular component: mitochondrion. Gene Ontology annotation, molecular function: metal ion binding; alcohol dehydrogenase (NAD+) activity. The transcript is spliced from 4 exons. Lineage: Eukaryota; Metazoa; Arthropoda; Insecta; Diptera; Culicidae.
UGUGUUGAUGAACGGUGUUUUUGUUAUUGUACGCGAUAGGGUUGCGAGAGACAUUUAAUCUUCGUUUGAUAGCGCAACGAAAAUGUGGAACCGUGGCCGAAUUGUCAACCUAAUGCGAACUGUGUCAAAUGGCAGUUGUAGCUGUCCCGCACAUUCGCGACCUGUCGCCAUCAACCAGCAGGCAGCAUCUGCCAAGAAUGAUACCGCGUUUGAAAUGUCCUCGUCCACAAUACGCUAUGGACCAGGGGUAACCCGCGAGCUAGGGCAUGAUUUGCAAAAUCUUAACGCGAAACAUGUUUGCGUAGUAAGCGACCCGAAUGUGCUACAGUUGGCUUCCGUAAAGGUGGGACUAGAUUCGUUGACCCGUGCCGGCAUUGAGACGGUGCUGUUCGACCAGGUACGGGUGGAACCGACCAACGAAAGCCUCCAGACAGUGAUCGAUUUCGCACGAUCGCAUCAAUUCGAUGCGUACGUUGCGAUCGGUGGUGGCUCCGUGAUCGAUACCUGCAAGGUAGCGAACCUGUACAGUGCCGACCGCGAUGCGGAAUUUCUCGACUACGUAAAUGCACCGAUCGGCAAGGCAAAAGAGGUAAGCGUCCCACUGAAACCUUUGAUUGCUGUACCGACGACCGCUGGAACUGGUUCAGAAACAACCGGCGUGGCCAUCUUCGACCAUAAACCACUGCACGCAAAGACAGGAAUUUCCAGCAAAGCUCUACGACCCAUCCUAGGGCUCGUCGAUCCACUACACACACUGUCCCAGCCGGAAAAGGUAGCCGCGUACUGUGGGUUCGAUGUGUUUUGUCACGCGCUGGAAAGUUUUACCGCCAUUCCGUACACCGAGCGUGGUCCGGCACCGGCUAAUCCAAAGUUAAGACCACCGUACCAGGGAAGCAAUCCCAUAUCGGACGUUUGGGCUCGCUUUGCGUUGCAAACUAUUAGCAAACACUUUCGGCGUGCCGUGUUUCACGCGGACGAUCUUGAGGCACGGUCCCAGAUGCACCUGGCAUCGACUAUGGCGGGCGUUGGGUUUGGAAAUGCCGGUGUACACCUGUGUCAUGGGCUGUCGUAUCCGAUAGCGGGGCUGGUAAAGAAAUUCAUCCCGCAAGGUUACACCGGCCACCAUCCAAUCAUUCCACACGGGCUGUCGGUAGUGAUGACAGCACCGGCUGUGUUUCAAUUUACGGGAGCAAGCUGUCCAGAUCGGCAUUUGGAAGCGGCCAGUAUUUUGGGAGCAGAUAUAUCCAAGAGCCACCGCAAGGAUGCGGGAGCAAUCCUUUCCGACAUCGUACGUCAGUACAUGCAAGAUCUAAACAUCGAAAACGGUCUAUCAGCGCUCGGAUUCGAUUACUCCGAUAUCCCGGCCCUCGUCAAAGGAACGCUACCCCAGGAGCGUAUAACAAAACUAGCUCCCCGCGGUCAAUCGGAGGAGGAUCUGGCCGGUCUGUUUGAGCAGUCGCUUACCGUGUACUAG